Stylophora pistillata is the source of this 606-nucleotide messenger RNA. RefSeq lists its product as uncharacterized. The record is from RefSeq and is a predicted model, not a curated record. NCBI's taxonomy places the organism in Eukaryota, Metazoa, Cnidaria, Anthozoa, Scleractinia, Pocilloporidae.
UUUAGCUACCCACUAUCCCAUUCGGAUAGGUGCCAUGAGCGAUCCGAAGCAGUACUUUAGAGGCAGAGUUACUUGUCUGCAAAUUUAUGGAAUUGCUCUGACUGCCAACCAGAUACAGGCUAUAAAGACCAAAUGUACUGCCGGGGAACAGAAAGAUCCCUGCCUUGCCAGUCCUUGCAAAAAUGGAGGGAGCUGCAUUGUGGACACUAAAGAUAAAACAGGCUAUCGAUGUCGCUGUAAACCAGGGUACCGUGGGCAUCGAUGUGAUGAAAAACCAACCCGACCAACUGGAAAGCCAACAACAAGACCGACUGGAAGGCCAACAACACCAGUAAAAGGAUCACCGGGCCGAAAAGUCCCCACUCCACGACAGACCACUAAGCCUGCCAGCACUGGAAGAGUAACCACCCCUGGAGCUAUCACAAACAUAGAUGGUUUCCGCAUAGAGGUGGUGGAGUUCAUUAAUCGAUUGAGACGCCUGCAUGGUGCAGGUCCUCUUAUUAUUUCCACUCGUAUAUCCACGGCAGCCCAAAACUGGGCGCAAUUCUUGGUCUCCAAAGGAACAGCCUCCAUAGAUCCAAACACGAGUUAGGGCUCGAACGUCUU